GAGAGGAACAAAGCAUCUAUCGUUAUCAUCCUUACCUGCUCUUUAUAGAGUCAGUAAGGUGGGUUAAACGUUAAGACAGCAACAAUUAGAUUAAAAGAGUGGGGAGAAAAGAGAAGAAGGAGGGUUUGAGAGAUGAACUUCAGGAUGAUGCUUUUGCUCCUUAUAACCCAUGUUUCAGUGUCACUUGCUGUAGAGUGUGACCUCACCAAAGUGCCCAUUAUUGGAGGCAACUACACUGUGAGCAAUGGAGGAAAUGUCGGCAGUAAAGUAGACUACCAGUGUCCAAAAUGGAAAUACCCACACCCAAAAUACACCCGUGAGUGUCUGUACAAUGGGCUCUGGACGGAUCAGAAGAUAAAGGCUGUCUGUAAAGAUGUUCGCUGUCCCAAGCCAGUUGAAUUCGAAGGUGGAGAUUACGAACCAUGGCAAAAUUUUUACACCGUGGGAGAUACGUUGAACUUUGAAUGUUAUACAGGCUUUGAAACGAAGGGAUCACAAAACCGCACUUGCCAGGAAAAUGCGAAAUGGAGUGGAGAGACGACUAUUUGUGAAGAUUACAAUAGCUAUUGUCCUAACCCAGGGACACCUAUUGGGGCCAGCAAAUCAGGAACUUCUUACAAGAUGGAGGGCAAAGUGUCUUACACCUGCCAGCAAGGUCUGAUUAUGUUUGGAUCCAAUGAAAGAAAGUGUUUAGAGGACAAGACUUGGUCAGGAACUGAACCUUCAUGCAGGCAGUGGUAUACAUAUGACAAUCCAAAGGAGGUGGCCAAAAGUUUUUCUUCCUCCAUGUUAGAAAAUGUGGACACCACAAAUCUGGAAGACAGAAGUGAUCGAAGUGUGCAGAUAUUAAAGGAUGGUUUAAUGAACAUCUUCAUUGUCCUGGAUACUUCCAAAAGUGUUGGGGAAGAGAAAUUUGAAGAGGCCAAAGAAGCCAGUAAACUAUUCAUUGAAAAGAUGGCUGAUUAUGAUAUAAAGCCUCGGUAUUGCAUUAUCUCAUAUGCUUCUGUAGCAAUCGCAGUGGUUUCUCUCAGAGAUCCAGAUAGUAAUGACGCUGAAGCUGUGACAAAACAUCUGGAAGAUUUUCAGUAUAAUAAUCAUGCAGAUAAGCAAGGAACCAACACACGUGCUGCUCUACACUCCAUUUAUGAGCAUCUAAUUGAGCAGGAGCUGGCAUACGAGAAAGAAGGCAAAAAAGCAGAUUUUAUGAAGAUCCACAAUGUUAUUCUACUCAUGACAGAUGGAAAGUUUAAUAUGGGAGGUGACCCUCGAGAAGAAAUGAAAUUGAUCAUUCGGUUCUUAGACAUUGGAAUAAGGACGGAAAACCCACGAUUAGAAUAUUUGGAUGUUUAUGUCUUUGGCCUGGGUUCAGACAUUGAUCAACCUGAGAUCAAUGAACUUGCAUCCAAGAAAGACAAAGAAGUUCACACCUUCCACCUGGAGAACGUAAAUAAAAUGAAGGAAUUCUUCGAACUGAUGUUGGAUGAAUCAGAUGUCCUGGAUACCUGUGGUCUGUCAAAAUAUCAUUCAGUGGAGGUAGAUGAGAAGCUAAGGUCAUUGGUGAUGUUUCCCUGGAUUGCUAAAAUAACUAUUACUUCCAGCGGCGUACAAUACUGUAAAGGAACGAUCCUGUCUCCAUAUUUCAUCUUGACAGCUGCUCACUGCUUCCACCUGGAUGAUAAAAAUCAAAAAAUACAAGUUAUAGUUGAUGGAAAGGAUUACCCUGUAAAAAAUUUCUACAGACACCCUAAAUAUGACCCAAUAUCCAAGGUAGACAAAGGCAUCAAAAGAGCGUUUGAUUAUGAUAUCGCCCUGCUUGAACUGACUAAGAAGAUUGAAUUCUCCGCCACUGCCAGACCUAUCUGUCUUCCAUGUACCAUGGGCACAGCUCAGGUAUUGAAGCAACCAGGGGCACCCUGCAGUAGUCAUGAGAAAGCUUUAUUGUCUGAAGAGGAGGUCAAAGCUGUCUUCAUAGCAGAGGAAAAAAGUGAUCUAAUGGAAGAGAUGAAUGUGCUAAUAAAGAGAGGAAGUAAGAGACAUGCUUGCCUAGACGCUGCUAAAAAGACACCAGAACUGAAGGAUGUGACAAAUAUUGAGGAUGCGGUUUCAGACCAGUUUCUCUGUACUGGGGGAUUGAUACCAGUGGUGGACCCACCAGUGUGUAAAGGGGAUUCAGGAGGUCCACUACUCGUUCAAGUUAAAAGGAGAUAUGUUCAGGUUGGCAUUAUAAGCUGGGGAACUGUGGAUCACUGUGAAAAAGGUAAAAGAGUAAAACAAACUAAAAGCAACGCCCGGGACUUUUACCAGGACAUUUUCAAAGUCAUGCCUUGGAUAAAGAAAACAUUGGAGGACAGCAAUGAAUCUCUCACUUUCCUUCCCAACUAAAUGAAACAAAUGGCAGCCUUUUGGGUACAGUAGGCAGCACUGUCAGACAAACAAUAAAUGUGAAUCACU
This is a messenger RNA of Xenopus laevis (African clawed frog), 2451 nucleotides long. RefSeq names its product complement factor B S homeolog (gene cfb.S). The record is from RefSeq and is marked provisional. NCBI's taxonomy places the organism in Eukaryota, Metazoa, Chordata, Amphibia, Anura, Pipidae. Gene Ontology annotation, molecular function: peptidase activity; hydrolase activity; serine-type endopeptidase activity. Gene Ontology annotation, cellular component: cell surface; extracellular exosome; extracellular region. Gene Ontology annotation, biological process: proteolysis; complement activation; response to bacterium.